AUGGCGGACGCGGCAGUCGACCCCGAGAUCGCUGGCGGCGGAGCGCUGCAGACGGCCAAGGAUCUCUUUGCCGGUGCAGCUGGUGGUAUUGCGCAGGUCCUCCUGGGCCAACCCUUUGAUAUUGUCAAGGUCCGCCUCCAGACCUCCACAACCGCAACAACAGCCGUCGACGCCGCCACCCAGAUCUACAAGAACGAAGGCCCCCUCGCCUUCUACAAGGGCACCCUCACCCCCCUCCUCGGCAUCGGCGCCUGCGUCUCCAUCCAGUUCGGUGCCUUCCACCAGGCGCGCCGCUACUUCGAGGCCGCCAACGCCGCCAAGGUCGGCAGCCCCGCGCUCUCGUACGGCCAGUACUACGCGGCGGGCGCCUUCGCGGGCGUCGCCAACUCCGUCAUCUCGGGCCCCAUCGAGCACGUGCGCAUCCGUCUGCAGACGCAGCCGCACGGCGCGGCGCGGCUGUACUCGGGUCCGCUCGACUGCGUGCGUAAGCUGUCGGCGCACGGCGGCGUGCUCAAGGGCCUGUACCGCGGCGAGGCGGUGACGAUCUGGCGCGAGGCGCAGGCGUACGGCGUAUGGUUCCUCGCGUUCGAGUGGAUGAUGAACGCGGACGCGGCGCGCAACAAGGUCGACCGCAAGGAGAUCCCCAGCUACAAGGUCGCGUGGUACGGCGGCCUCGCCGGCGAGGCCCUGUGGCUCGGCAGCUACCCGUUCGACGUCGUCAAGAGCAAGAUGCAGACGGACGGCUUCGGCGCCGAGCAGAGGUACAAGACGAUGCGCGACUGCUUCGCGCAGACGUACCGCGGCGAGGGGCUGAGGGGGUUCUGGAGGGGUAUCGUGCCGACUCUGCUGAGGGCCAUGCCUGUGAGCGCUGGUACUUUUGCGGUUGUCGAGAUGACCAUGAGAGCUAUCAACUAG
Colletotrichum siamense is the source of this 915-nucleotide messenger RNA. Its product is annotated as putative mitochondrial carrier. The record is from RefSeq and is a predicted model, not a curated record. The transcript has 2 exons. Lineage: Eukaryota; Fungi; Ascomycota; Sordariomycetes; Glomerellales; Glomerellaceae. Bases 1 to 915 code for a protein of 304 amino acids. Gene Ontology annotation, molecular function: L-ornithine transmembrane transporter activity. Gene Ontology annotation, biological process: mitochondrial L-ornithine transmembrane transport.